GUAAAUAAAUAAUUGGAUAUUCGGCUGAGGCGUUUACGUGUGUGUGUCUAUUUCCGUAGUAACAAGUAAACCUUUCAAACGAUGAUGUCGCAAAUGGAGUCGUUGAAGAACUCUACAAACAUAACGUUACUGUACACGUCAACGCCAAAAUAUAUAGACGUGGCGACGUAUACUCGUCUUCAAGAGUUGAAGUCAAGUUACGCAAAUAUUCACGGUUACCUCAGCACAGCUGUGUGUUUGGUUGGUAUUCUAGCAAACAUCGCAAAUAUCGUAGUGCUAAAUAAAAAGCACAUGCGAACGUCCACAAACAUAAUACUGUUGUGGCUGGCCGUCGCGGAUCUUUGUGCGAUGGUUGAAUACGUUACAUUUGCAAUACCCUUUUAUGUUUUUAAAGAGGAGGGAAUGCCGUCAAUAUUUCAUAAUAGGACAUACGGAUGGAUGUUUUAUCUGCUUUUUCACGCUAAUUUCAGUUUAAGCAUGCAUUCGAUAUCCAUUUGGCUAACGAUAAUGCUCGCAACGUUUCGGUUUAUCUAUAUUUUCCUUUUUACACGAGCAAAUAAGUAUUGCAGUAUAAGGCACGCGAAAAUUGUUAUUUUGAUAAUAUACAUAGGGGCUGUGGUGUUGUGUAUACCAAACUAUAUUUCCAAUUACUGGGUAAGAGUUAACAUAACAAAUACCGUAAGUGGAGAAAACGAGACAGUUUAUACAUUUGAAGAACGCAAUUACGGGCCUUAUUUGUACAUAUUCGAUAUGAAUUAUUGGAUUCAGUCAAUAUUAAUCAAGCUAGUCCCAUGUGUGCUGUUGACAAUUCUCACCAUCAUGCUGAUCCUGGGACUUCGAAAGGCGUACAAGAAUCACCAGCAGAUUCAAUCACAAGGACUGCGUAAUAAUGAUGUAGAGAAGCACCACGAACACUACCGCACGACGUCAAUGCUCUUGGCAGUGGUAAUUCUAUUCUUGAUAGUUGAGCUGCCACACGGAAUCAUGACGCUGCUGAUGAUCUUUAUGGGUGAGCUCCAUAGUGAGCUGUAUGACCCUCUUGGGGAUAUCUUGGAUAUUGUUGCAUUGAUGAAUAGUGGUGUAAAUUUUGUUUUGUAUUGUUCGAUGUCAAAGCAAUUUAGAGAUACAUUCAUUGCAACCUUUUGCAAAUGUUUCACUUCAAACGAGGACAGGGAAAAAUGGAUAAAUAUGUCUUUGAUUACACAACGUAAUCGAGCUUCCUCAAGAAAGAUGUCAAAUAUUACGCAUGCAAAUGGAUCGCUCGGUCAAAUGGUUUAGUUUGGUUAUCGGAUAUGAAAUGGAUGAACGUUGAGAACAAAAAUGGUAAAAUAAAUAAAUUUUAAAUGUGCGUUAACAUAAAGGCGAACAUAAUGAAAUAUUGGAAGUCUACGUUAGAUUAAAACAGAUGUAUAUCUUUGCAAAUUGUCUCAAGAUAUCGUUCAGCAUUAAUAUAAGCGCUUAUCUCGCUUAAUUGCUUGGGUAUUGGAAGGUUAGUAAUACACAAUUAAAACUAUAUAUUAACGGCAUCUUGAAAAUAUCAUUAUCGUUAUAUAAUACCUGAACAUACCAAUGUUUAGGAAAAUAAGUGUUCUAUGAAUGUUGUUUUCGAGUGUAUUUGUGAGAUACGUAAAGUAUGAUAUCCAUAAAUAUAGCAAUUGAUCAUAUUAUUAUUAAUCAACUUACGUU
Molecule: messenger RNA, 1686 nt
Organism: Dreissena polymorpha
Lineage: Eukaryota; Metazoa; Mollusca; Bivalvia; Myida; Dreissenidae
Product: G-protein coupled receptor dmsr-1-like
Exons: 1
Coding region: 82-1278 (398 amino acids)
Biological process (GO): G protein-coupled receptor signaling pathway
Cellular component (GO): membrane
Molecular function (GO): G protein-coupled peptide receptor activity
Source: RefSeq, a predicted model, not a curated record